AUGCGCCAGGUCUGCGCUCCCGGCCUCAAGGAAGCGCAAACACCGCAAGCGCAUCCCGCUCACGCUAUCCAGAGACGCCAACGAGGAAGCUCCUCCGUCUUUACUCGAGUGAGGGACACGCCCGCCGAGCCGAGUAGAAGGAGCGGGCCAGAGAAGAGGGACUGCCCCCAAUCCGUCGAAACUCUCAGCAGCCCAGCUACUCCUGCGACCCCCGCUAACAUCGUGCAGGGUCUGCCUGACUGGGCCUCCCAGAUUAACAACACAGACACAGUGGCUGCUGUGGCACAGAUCCUACAGAGUCCCCAGGGACAGCAGCUGCAGCAGCUGGUGCAGAGCCUCCAGAUGCAGCAGCAGAAGCCGCAGCCCUCCCUGCUGCAGGCCCUGGACGCAGGCCUGGUGGUGCAGCUGCAGGCUCUGACAGCCCAACUCACUGCUGCCGCUACUGCCAACAGCAUGAACCCCCUGGAGCAGAGGGUCUCCUCUUUUAAUAAGAAGCUGCUGGGUCCUUUUGAUUUUGGGAAUGAUUCUGAUCGCGGUGACGAUUCUAAAAAGGAAUCCUCGUCAUCUCAGAUGCCCAUGGUGUCCGAGCCCAGCUCCCUCUUCCAUCAGCUGGCCGAGCAGCUACAGCAGCAGAACCUGGAGCAGUUUCAGAAGCAGCUUUUAGAGCACCACCAACAGAAGGCGAUGAGCAUGGAAGGUCAGGACUCCAUCUUCGGCCAUGAGAACUCAAAUGCUCAGAGCGGCAGCCAGCAACAGCUUUCUGAACAGGACAACAAGCUGGAUGACACCAUAGACAACCAACAGCAGGUAUGCAUGACCAGUGGGACAUAA
Molecule: messenger RNA, 831 nt
Organism: Notothenia coriiceps (black rockcod)
Lineage: Eukaryota; Metazoa; Chordata; Actinopteri; Perciformes; Nototheniidae
Product: protein SCAF8-like
Exons: 6
Coding region: 1-831 (276 amino acids)
Source: RefSeq, a predicted model, not a curated record